CAUGCGUAUGCUCAAACAUCCGGGUACUCGAACCUACGCGGGAAAUGGAGUCCUGAUGUCAGUGAGUUCACGAAUCAACAUACAGUAGAAUGUUGUAAGGAUGAUGAAAUUACGGCGACGAACGGUUGAUGCACGCGAGACUCGAAACAGCAAGAAGAGUGAUACAACCAUGGCAACGGCAACCGAACUCCAGUCCCCCAUAGUCGCGCCUGGUAGAGGUGCAAGGAAGCGCAAACUCUCGGGACAGUCUGAGGAAAUAGAUGGUAGCGCAGAAACGUCAACCGGCUUGUUUAGAUCAAUCAAAAAGUUUAUAUGGUCCACUCCUAAAACAGACUCGCAGACUCCAGCUCGUAAGAGGCGGCGGCGUGGCGUUACAGAUAACACAGGCGACGAUUCGCUGAUAACAUCAACACCUGUUUUAAAUAACAAUACAAUAAAACGAUCGAGCAAAGUACAGAAUGGAAAGGUUGCUACAACGAAAGCUCAGGAGGGCGGAGCCAAAGAAGAUGAAACCAGAGCAACUGCAUCCCGGGCACACACUGAAGAUUCCUUGAGUCCACCAAGGACAACACUUCUAGGGACAAUCUUCUCUCCUGUAUUUAAUUUCUUUGGACACAAUGGCAUUUCCGAAAACAAAGAAAACCUUGACAACGUGGCAUUAAAGCUGGAUCUAAAUGACGUUGCCAUGGACACUGACGAGGUUUUCCAGUCAGAAGAAACAUCGGAGGAAGCGCCAAAUGUCAACGAUGUAGGUAGAGGAAUUCCAAAUGAGGUUGUCAUAGCAACUGAAGCUGUGUCAACUGAAGCCUCAGAUGUUUAUCUAUCAAAUGAAGCUCAAGACAUGUCAGAAAACAACAACAACGCCAAUAUGCUGGUUCCACCGCCACUGAUGGACGUUAACGGUACAUGUAAUGCCGAAAUGUUGUCGACCAAUGAGAGUAUACGAAACAUGGACAAUGACCUUGAAGCGGAUGAAGAUAUGGUGCCGACCAUUGACGAGGAUGAUAUAUCUGACUGCAGUCUGGAAGAGGAGUGGGACACAUUUGAUCCAUACUACUUCAUAAAGCAUCUACCACCGUUACCAGAAGCAGAGAAGAAUCGUAGACCAGUCUUGCCACUAAAAACGAGAAGUUCACCAGAGUACUCACUGGUACUUGAUUUGGAUGAAACCCUUGUACAUUGUAGCUUGAAUGAAUUAGAUGACGCCAAUUUGACAUUCCCAGUUGUAUUUCAAGAUAUAACCUAUCAGGUAUUUGUUCGAACAAGACCGUAUUUUAAAGAGUUUUUAGAAGCAGUUUCACAACAGUUUGAGGUUAUUUUAUUCACUGCGUCAAAGAAGGUGUAUGCCGAUAAGUUAUUCAAUUUGUUGGAUCCACAAAAGAAAUACGUCAAGUAUCGUCUUUUCCGAGAACACUGCGUAUGUGUGCAAGGCAAUUACAUCAAAGAUUUGGGAAUUCUGGGAAGGGAUCUAUCACGAGUCAUAAUUGUGGACAAUUCACCGCAAGCAUUUGGUUAUCAGCUUUCCAAUGGUAUCCCAAUAGAGAGUUGGUUUGUAGACCAAAACGACACAGAGUUGUUGAAACUAGUUCCUUUUCUUCAAUAUCUUGUACAGUCGAGAGAAGAUGUUCGACCACAUAUACGGGAGCGCUAUCGGAUGCACGAGUUAUUACCAAGUGACUGAAAGCUUGUCGGCGUCAGCCGCUAAAGACAAUCCAAUUACUGUAUUAUAAUCGUAUUUUAGCCGAAAAUAUUAUGAACCUCUUUGUAAUUAGUUGUCUGCAGUCGUUUUAAAAAUGGACGCAAGCAUCCGUAGCGACUAUCAUGAAAAGCAAGUCUGCGAAAUAAUUGGGCAUCCGUCAUUUUAGCUUUACAUGUUUCAGCAAGUAUUAUCAGCGUAAUUAUUUUCAGUUUUUUUUCUUUUAUUUAAAAACAAAACAAAAGGAAGUCUUCAUUGUUGUAUUUUCUGCAGUCUAUUUUGAACUGUAAAGUACCAGAAUGUGUGACCCCCUUAGGCAUGACAGUACAAGUAUGCUGUGACCCCUAUGUCAUGAAAGUACCAGGAUGUUGUGACCCCCUGUGUCAUGAAAGUACCAGGAUGUUGUGACCCCCCUGUGUCAUGAAAGUACCAGGAUGUUGUGACCUCUGUGUCAUGAAAGUAGCAAGAUGUGAGAGUUAGUCAUUUUUUCUAAUGGUUAACUUUGGGGGAAAGAGGGGGAGGGGGCACCAAAUCAAAAAUUGCAAUAUUUACAGAUUUUAUGUCAUUUAUAAUAUUGUUCUGUUCACUGGAUUUGUCAAAUUAGUGUUAUCAAAAAUGAAAAUUUUGUGGUUAGUGAAUUUUUUUUUAUUCUUGGAUAAAACAGUCAAAUUGUAUCUGGUCACUUGGCAUGAUGUGAACUCCUUACAAUUUGGCAGUUUGGUUCUCAUUACAGUGUAUUUUAAUCCAAUUUUUUACGCUUUUUAGAUAUUUCAACUAUUAGUUAGUGCUUCCAUUCAUCAUUUUACAACUGGAGGCCAUGUUCACUUUUCUAUUGGGUCAAAGGUCAAUGCCUCUCUUUCGGUCAAAGGUAAACGCCUCUCGCUUCAUCACAUAAAAAAUGGCAGAUAUUUUUUUCUGUUUUUUCUAAAUUUUAAGGUCAAUCCUAGAUGGCUGCCAGUCUUUGUUUUUAGUCGCCAUUUUAUUUGUCACUUUUCUCUUCAUUUUUUUUGUUUUUCCGCUUUGAAUGCAGACGUGUACAGAUUGAACUUUUUUAAAGACAAGAUGUAAAUAAACAUAUUUCAUGAUCUGCGAAAAAGUUUAAAAAUUAAAAAUUUUACAGAAAUGUUUUUUCCCAGAAACCCAAGAAAAAAUCUGUUUUAAUUGUGUAGAAAGAUAUGUAUUUGUCUGCCUUGAAUUUAUGACAUUGUAAUUUUUUAUCCUGUAAGCAAUAAUUAUGUCUUUUGCAGAUUAUGAUAUAUUAAGUAACAUUUAUAACACAUACAAAAUUAUCUAUAAACCUGUUGUGAAGGGUCACGGGUUGAAGGUCAAAGGUCAUCUAAUCUACUCUCGUAAUCGCGUCAUUUUGUGUGUAAUAAUUCAUCCAAUUUUUUUUCAAGGAAAUUAAAUGCUUUCUGCUUCAAAUUUUAAAUACUCUACUGCUAAUAAAAAUUAUUUCAUUCCAAA
This is a messenger RNA of Saccoglossus kowalevskii, 3160 nucleotides long. RefSeq names its product CTD small phosphatase-like protein 2. Lineage: Eukaryota; Metazoa; Hemichordata; Enteropneusta; Harrimaniidae. Gene Ontology annotation, molecular function: phosphatase activity. The record is from RefSeq and is a predicted model, not a curated record.